AUGGAAAGCUUAUGUCCCUGUGUUCGUUUAUGCCGGCCCCAUGUGUUGUCAGUACCUGCCUCCUUCCCAAAGCACUGGCAGAUUCGUAUUUCCUCGCUUCGGCAACAUUCGCUCGACGAAAGAUGCAAGUUCACUGGAGGAGCACUGGUGGGAGCUGUGCUUGCUGUUGCUGUCGGGCCGUGCAGAAGCACGGCCAAGUGGAGGCGUCGACCAGAUUUGAAGUCCGUCUUGCCAGCCGCAGCCUUUGAUGCAGAUGAUGUCGUUGUGGUGUAUGAUCGGAACUCAAAACAAGCGGGAGAAGUUGUGGUUGCGGUCGAGCAGGACAGUGCAAUGGCUCCCCGCCCUGUGUCCUAUGCCAUCGUGCCGUCGAGCGACAGCGCGGCUCUGCUCGAGCUGGCGAGGCAGCGGAACCUCAAUGAUGACUGCGUUGAGCGACUUCGACGGGAUGCUUGUGCUUGUGCGGUGCUGCCUGGCGGGGCCAUGAUUGAGGACCUGGAGAUGGAUCCCUGGCCCUUACUGCGGGAGCUUCGCUACAGAACCUGUCUUGAGCACCCCAGCAAAGACGACAUCGAAGCAUUGGAAGAGACAUAUUUCCGCCCUCUUAGAUCCUUGAAAGCCGAAUGGUGGAAGCAGCCAGAGGCUUUGAAAUCCCUGGCCCAGCAACUGGACGAGGUUGGCUUCGUCUUGAUUGACGACUUUUUGCCGGACGAGGUGAUCAGGCGAGUCAAGGCAAGCAACUUGGACCUGUACCAGAACUCUGAGAUGCAACUGGGGUCUACAACAGGUGGUGUUCCGCUCAGUUUCUCUUGCAUGCGGUGCGUGGCAUCAGCUUCUGGAGAUGUCGGGAGAUCUCUUCACGUUGGUGUCUUAGAGUUCCUUUCGUUGGCGUUCUUGAAGUACCGCGGCAGUACGGUUAAUGCGAGGAGUAGGGUGUCGUCGGCACUACAAGUCGUAGACUGGGUAUGCGGCAGACGAGAGUGUAAUCCCAUCUGUGAGGAGAAGUUUAUCCAAAUCAGUGAAGAUAAAUGA
Messenger RNA from Symbiodinium necroappetens, 1029 nucleotides. Lineage: Eukaryota; Dinophyceae; Suessiales; Symbiodiniaceae. The record is from the annotation of a GenBank genome assembly.